AAUUUUAUUCAUCCAUUCAAUAGACAAGGAAUAAUACAAGUGAAUGUUUCUGAAUGAAUAGGCUUUAAAAGCUAACAAGUUGUAUUAUCUGCGGCAUCACUAAUUUUCCCAGCCAUGGAGUACGCUGUGGAUAUGACAAGAUAUAAGCAAUCUGUCACUACAUCAUUGGACAAGACAUUUGACAAGCUGAGCCAUAUAUGGCAAGCUAUUGGACUAAGCCCCACAAAGCAAUAUCAGCGCUUACAAAUCCUCUGUGACAAUUUCACCAAAGUUGGCAAUGACAUUAUCACAUAUGAAGAAGAAGCAAGGGAGAGGCUCAUGGAGGAAAUCAAGUCUGUAUCUAACAGCAUCUUGGUUGCCUGCAGGGAUCUGCCAACAGACAUUCACCCCCUAUCUCCAGCUAAAGGUCUCGUACCCUUUGAGUUGCUGAAGACUUUACAGGAACAACUUCAGGCAAUCAGUGAUGCAAGACAAGAGAGAAUAGACGCUCGCCAGCAGCUCAUGCACAAACAAUCGGUGUUGUGUGAGCUGCUUGGUGAAGGAGAAAUGACACCCGAACCUCCUCCUGUGCCCUCCAAAGAAGAGUUGGCUUCUUUCCAGCACCACAUCCGCUCUCUAGAGAACUUGAAGGAGAAGCGUAAGCAGGAGUUCCUGCAGCUGAAGCGCUCAAUCCUGCGGCUGGCAGUGCAGCUGGAGGAGGCAACACAGGAGGAGGCCAUCAACAGCUUCCAGGACGACCAGGACGAGGACUUGUGCCUCACUGAUCAGGAUCUGCAUACGCUCAGGAGUAAGCAGAGCGAUCUUGAAUUCCGCGUGUCAGAGUGCCUGGUGAAGUGGCAAGAGCUGCAUGAUGCCAUCACUCAGCUCUGGACUGACCUGGACACAGAGGAGUCGCACCGCGAGGCAGUGAUGCUCAACUGCGCCUUACACACGCCUUCCGCUAUUGCUUGUUUGGAAAAGGAGCUGAAGCAGAUGAAGGCGCUGAGGCUUGCCAAUAUUGGCAAGUUUAUGGAAAAACUUGAGGGACAACUCAAGGAGCUGUGGGACGCCUGCUACCUGCAUGAAGAUCAAUGUAUUCUGCCACCUUGUGAGGACCCGGCAACUGAGCAGGACCUUCUUAACUUAGAGGCUGAGGUGAACAAACUUCGGAGCUAUCAACAGGAACAUGCUGAUCUCUUCCUACUGGUUUCCGAAUUCGAACACCAGUUUGAAGAUCUUCUGCGUCUAGAUAAUCUGGCCAAGGACCCUUCUCGGUUGUUCCAAACACGCGGCGGCUCUCUUUUGCAGGAAGAAAAGCAGAGGAAAAAAAUUAAAGCGGAGUUGCCGCGAGUACAGGGGAAGUUAUGGGCGGUCUAUACACGCUACGAGGCUGCGGACCAGCCCAGCCCGCUGGUGCUGGGCCAAACGGUGCCUGAAUACAUCGAGAGGAAGUGGGACGAACAUGAGCAAGCAAGACAACUUGAUAAAAAUGCCAGGAAAAUGAAUUCAUCUGGUAAAUCAAGCAAGAGUUCAGCGCCUCCUCAAGCAGCGGCAAAAAUUGUUGGUGCACGGCGCACUCCGGUGAGCGGACAUCGUCCAGCUGCUGCUAAGCUCCCUCUUCCAUCUAAACCAGCUGCUGGUGGCUCUAAAUGUGCUGCUGCUGGCGCUGCUUUCGCCGCCGCUCGUCAGCCCAUUGUUGCUUCCCGUGCUGGCAACGAUAAAAAUAUCGACGCUACUCCGGUGUCGCGGAAGCGAGUAUUGACCUUAGAAGAAGCUCCAGAAAACGAUGAAGAAUCUGAGAUGCAGGCCCAGGAAUCUGCUACGAAGAAAGCUAAGAUCUUGAUGCUCACUCCAAGUGUUCAUGAUGCAGGUGCUGCUCCAGAGGCGUCAAUUCCUACCACCUCGGAAAUGUUCAAAUCCCCUGCAAGAUUUAACAACGUGAUGACAACCGAGAAACACCUGGCAAAAAGCGUGCCGCGAGUGGUGCGGCCGCUCAAUCUGCAAGUUCCCAACGUUCUCAUUACCGAUGCGACGCUGGACUAUCUUAAAUUCGAGCACCAGCUUCGGUCGAGUCAGGAUCAACUGAACAGCACGUCGGUCGACCAACCGCUGUAUAAAGAGAACAAUCCAACAGCUUUGCCUGAUGCCGACCUCCACUCACGCGAUGUCUUCUUACAUCCAAAUGGCAACCAGUCCCAGUGAUGAUGUUUCGUAUUAAAGCUCUAUCAUAGCGUCAACGAUUACGGCAUAAAUAGAUUCGCCAUCUCAGUUUGUGACUGACUUGUCUCGGGCUGGCGGCACCAGAAUUGGUCUUGUCCAUACUUUGGAUGUAAUCAGCAUUUACAGUGCAUUUCUUAGAUUUUAGUUUCCUGUGACGCUUUUAUUUCUUACUGGGAUUUUUUCCUAUUUCUUCGUUUACUUUCUGAUGAAGGUAUUUUUUCCAGUACGGUAAUCACAACUCAUAAGUCUCGGAUCAUCCACUGAUAUUUGUUUGCCAAUGGAAUAUUCACAGAAAAGAAUUUGUUCCUCAGCGACGAAUCUUGAUUAUAAAAAAAAAAUCUUACGUUCAACAGGUUAGAUAUUCAGAAUUGAAAGCCUAUUGGCAAUUAUUGAUUUGUGUAGAGGAUUUAGAUCGACUAGAAACGGAAUUGGCAUUCGUUGCCAUUUAAUUUCAAAUAUAUUUUCCUUGGAAAUCUCUGGAAAAUGUAUAUUUACGCUGCAUUGAAAUGUAGGAGAUGUAUGCUGCAAUGUUCAAUGAUGAGGUUUGGCUGCUACUUGGUUUCUUUAGCAUACAUUAAAUUCAAGUUCCGGAAGCUAUUUACAAAAUUAACUCUUCGUUGUACGUUUCAGAUUUUUUGAUUUUUAAAAGAUAUAGACAUGAAGCUAAUAAUAGCAGUUGAUAGUUUUAUUCAAAAGGUUACUGAUCCAAAGCUUGUUCACUUGAUACAAAGGUAAAAUGAGAAAAUUUUAUUUGUCUUCCUUCGUGUUAAUGCACUUAGCGAAUCAAAUUGUAUGCUUAUAUCGAAUUGGCGUCAUACCUAUUAAUAAAUUUUUUUACGUGCCUGGAAAAAUUUUGAUAAUCUUGUUUUAUAAAAGAGACGUUCAGUUUGUUGCUGAUUGAAAUGUAUUCGUACUUUAUGCCACUACGGAUUCUGUCAGACCAUAUGUUGCGCAUUGCAGUUCCAAUGUGCGUACGCUCAAGUAUCCUGCAAAGUUGGCCAAACUUGAAAAAUACGAACCGUUAAAUAUUGUGCAGAAAUGAUUAGAGUAAAUACAUUGGCGGGAAAUAGACAACGAUUUUUUGGAAUACCGGAGAUAUUUCACCACUACUCCUACGAGCACUGUCUGCAAUAUUUAAAAACUUUGCACUCUCAAAUUUGGGCCUUUGUAAAAUAAAACCUGAUAUCGGAGUUUGUUCUUAAUGGUAAUUUUUCCUUCUUAUUCAAAGCCCAAUCUGUUGUUUUUCUUUUUACCGGUUUAUCAUUGAGGUUCUACAUAUGUUUGAUGAGAACUGUUCUUAGAAGGUAUUUUACCCUUGUUACAACUCCAAUGUGGCUUUAGCAUAUUUGAUAAAUGGUGGUAACCCUCACAUAUUUACGGACUGAGGAUUGUUGCUCUACUUGAAGCAUUCAUCUGAUUUUAUGUAAGCAUUCCUGUUGAGUUCACGCUACCUUUUCAGUUAAUAUUUGUUCAUGAACGGAAAGCAUUGUGCCUUCGCCCGCGACGUGAGCAACGUUGACUGCUCGAAGACCUUGUAAUUGACUGCGCAAGACCGACACAUUUGUUAUGCUGGACGCUUCUCAAUGUUCUGAGGCAGCGAUUAAUACAACGCAGUCGUGAGUAAACAGCGCGGAAACAAAAUGAUUUUGGAAUCUUGAUGUGGUACUCGUAUUUAGUAUCGGCCAUUUAACGUACGGAUUUUUUAAUCGUAUAACACGCAUCCUCUACAAACGUGAAUUCUGUUAAUGAAUAUUAAUCAUGAUUAAUAUCCUGUACAUACUACUUAACAUUAGUAUAACAAUGCUUGCAUAAGAUUUAGUUAUGUUUGAAUGAUCAGUUUUUUGUUGUAUUACAGUAAACGAUGCUACGAAAAUCCUUCAUGAAA
This is a messenger RNA of Hyalella azteca, 4084 nucleotides long. Its product is annotated as protein regulator of cytokinesis 1. The record is from RefSeq and is a predicted model, not a curated record. Gene Ontology annotation, molecular function: microtubule binding. The transcript is spliced from 15 exons. Gene Ontology annotation, cellular component: spindle; mitotic spindle midzone; cytoplasm. Gene Ontology annotation, biological process: microtubule cytoskeleton organization; mitotic spindle midzone assembly. Bases 115 to 2181 code for a protein of 688 amino acids. Lineage: Eukaryota; Metazoa; Arthropoda; Malacostraca; Amphipoda; Hyalellidae.